GCCGAUUUCACAGAGCACCAAUUUCUUCGAAUUUUCGCGACGAGAUUUUCGAUUAGAAUAAUUUGCCAAUUAAUUUUCCAAAGUUUCGCGAGUGAUAUCCCUCUGAGGAUUUUUUAUUGAUCGCAAACAGAUCAAAUUCGAAUAAAAUCGAAUGAAUACUCCGCCAACAAUGAGCACAGCUCCAUUGCCAAUGGCACCUGUAAAAUCGAACAGAAAACAAGUCAACAAACUGGACGUGAAACCAAAAAAAUUACUCUAUAACGACCAGGAAUUCGAAAUGCUCUCCAAAGAAGAAACAAGCGUAAUUUAUUCUGUGGAGUCCCUCGAAAUCCAAGAAAAGAUUCGAACCCCAGUAAAAUCUAAAAGAAAAGAAUCACCUGAUUUAAAAUCUCUCGGUAAACAUGUUGAGCAAAAUGAGCUUGAUAACGAGCUCGAGCAAGUUCAAAACGAAGAAAUUAAGGUCGAACAUCCAUACAACUUGAGACGUAGGAAUAAAAUUCCUAUUUGGCAACUUAAGCAAGUGGUGCCAAGAAAGAAAAUUAUUAUGAAAAAGGAGUUGGAAGAGGAGAAAGAAAACAUUCAAGUCGAGAUUGCAAGCACGAGUGGUAAAGAAAUAUUUUCCCAUCAAUCCUCAAGAUCCGAUCCCAAUAUCCCAAAUUCCCUGAGCCGAAAGGAUUCCAGUUCCAGAGGAAGCUUCACUCAUUUAAGAAUUUAAAAGCGAUCCAUUCACUUAUCCAUCCUUUGUUCCUUCAAACCAAUCCUAUAACCACUGUAAACAGU
Messenger RNA from Belonocnema kinseyi, 780 nucleotides. RefSeq lists its product as uncharacterized. The record is from RefSeq and is a predicted model, not a curated record. NCBI's taxonomy places the organism in Eukaryota, Metazoa, Arthropoda, Insecta, Hymenoptera, Cynipidae. The transcript is spliced from 2 exons. The coding region runs from base 152 to 715 and encodes 187 amino acids.